Molecule: messenger RNA, 786 nt
Organism: Tigriopus californicus
Lineage: Eukaryota; Metazoa; Arthropoda; Copepoda; Harpacticoida; Harpacticidae
Gene: Txl
Product: thioredoxin-like protein 1
Exons: 3
Coding region: 149-721 (190 amino acids)
Source: RefSeq, a predicted model, not a curated record
UCAGCUGAUCUGUUCAUUGACUCAGACUGACUGACCGAUCUUUUUCAAGUCAUUGUCCCUCUGAUUUCUCCUCGGGUUGAUCAUCGGUCCUUCAGCUCCCACUUCCAUUCCACGCCCCGUGAACCCGGUGUAGAGAUCCAUCCUCAAUAUGAGCGCCGAAUCCGCCGAGUCCACCUCAUCGGUGCCCUUGCCUGAACCCCAGCCCGAUUGCGGCGUCAAAGGCAUGAUGGACCUGGGUGUUCACUUGGAAAAGCCGGGUUGCGAGUGUUUGAACGAGUCCGACGAUCACCCUUGGGCUCAUGCCAUGACCCCCGGGGGUGGCUAUCUGGAAUCGGAUUGCGAUGAGCAAAUCAUCCUUUGUCUGGCUUACAAUCAGAAGGUCAAGCUUCAUUCCUUGAAGGUCAAGGCGCCCGCAAACAAGGGACCCAAAACGAUCCGAAUCUUUGCCAAUCUGCCUAACACGCUCGACUUUGACAAGGCCGAAUCGAUGGUGGCAACGCAAGACUUGACUUUAUCACCAGAGCAACUGGAUGGCCGACCGAUUCCACUCAAGUUUGUGAAGUAUCAGAAUGUUCAGAGCGUCCAGUUCUUCUUCCAAGACAAUCAGGCCGGAGAAGAGACCACGCAAAUCGAUUAUUUCGCCGUGAUUGGCACCCCACUCUCCACCACGGAUAUGAGUGAAUUCAAGCGCGUCACGGGCAAAAAAGGCGAGGGACACUGACCUAUGUAUUAUUAUCCUCCCAACAUAUUUUGCAUCCAUAUAAACCUCUUUUAGAGUCAAACGCG